This is a messenger RNA of Limanda limanda (common dab), 2397 nucleotides long. RefSeq names its product GTP binding protein 3, mitochondrial (gene gtpbp3). Lineage: Eukaryota; Metazoa; Chordata; Actinopteri; Pleuronectiformes; Pleuronectidae. Gene Ontology annotation, biological process: tRNA methylation; tRNA wobble uridine modification. Gene Ontology annotation, cellular component: cytoplasm; mitochondrion. The transcript has 11 exons. The record is from RefSeq and is a predicted model, not a curated record. Gene Ontology annotation, molecular function: GTP binding; GTPase activity; protein binding. Bases 234 to 1790 code for a protein of 518 amino acids.
ACAAUGGAGGCGGAUUCAGUUGUUAGAGAAGCGUGAGUCUGUGAAUGAAGACUUCUCACAGGAUAAAAACACACACACAUGUGGAUAUUUAACAGUUUCCGUUUAGCUGCUGGGCUCAGAUCCACAGGCUGUUCAGGUGCACAGGGGGGGGAUGUGUGCAUCAUGUUUGAUUUCCUCCUUCAGUCUCUGAAACCUGCCACAGGUCACAGGUCAGGGGUCAGAUCUGUUUAGUCAUGUUUCCACGUGUGGGUCGUGGGAUGUGGAGAGCUGCCGUCCACUCGCUCACAAGCAGCAGAAGAACUCCAGCGUUCAGGCUCCUGACCACCCAGGACUGCACCCCCCUAUCUGCACUGGCUGAUGCCGAGACCAUCUUUUCACUGUCGUCGGGUCACGGCCGGUGUGGGGUCGCUGUGGUGAGAGUCAGCGGUCCGUCCUCAGCGACAACACUGCAGUGCAUGGCCGGGCUCACACACCGCCUUCCUCCCCCCCGCACCGCCGUUCUGCGCAGCAUCACAGACCCCAUGAGCAAAGAAGUGUUGGACCGAGGACUCGUCAUCUGGUUCCCAGCUCCUCACAGUUUCACGGGAGAGGACAGUGUGGAGUUCCACAUCCACGGUGGUUCUGCUGUCAUUAGUGCUGUCCUUCAGGCUCUAGGAAGCGUGCCUGGCAUGAGGCCUGCUGAAGCUGGGGAGUUCACGCGGAGGGCCUUUCAAGCCGGGAAACUGGGUUUAACAGAGGUGGAGGGACUCGGGGAUCUGAUCCACGCUGAGACGGAGGCCCAGAGGAGACAGGCUCUCAGGCAGAUGUCCGGAGAUCUGGGACGCCUCUACCAGGACUGGAGCCACAGACUGAAACGGUGUCUGGCUCAUGUCGAGGCCUUCAUCGACUUCAGUGAGGAUGAACUCAUUGAGGACGGGGUCUUAAACCAAGUGGACACAUCGGUGAGCUAUUUACGAGCAGAGAUGGAGCGACACCUAAAGGACGAGAGGAAGGGCGAGCGGCUUCGCAGCGGAGUUCAGGUGGUCAUCGCCGGAGCUACUAACGCGGGGAAAAGUAGCCUCCUCAACACACUCUGCCAGAGACCUGCUGCCAUCGUGUCCCCUAUUGCUGGGACCACCAGGGACAUAGUGGAGACGGCUCUGGACAUCGGUGGCUUCCCCGUCCUCCUGAGUGACACGGCCGGCCUCAGAGAAAGCUCGGACCUGGUGGAGAGAGAGGGCGUCCGCCGAGCUCGGGAAAGGGUGGAGCAGGCAGAUCUGACUCUGGUGGUUGUGGACUGUGCUCACGUUCCCGCUGACGCUCAGCAGGCUGCAGCUUUCCUACAGGAACACCUGAGGAGUGUGCUGCCCGCCCAGGAGCCGACGGACACAGCGUUUCCUGCAGACAGGUGUCUCCUGGUGGUGAAUAAGACCGACCUGCUGCCUGAAGGUGAGAGACAGAAGCUGGACAUGGAGCUGAGACGGGUCCCUGGACUUCCUCCUGUCUGUCUCAUCUCGUGUCACACUGAUGAAGGACUGCAGGACUUCCUCACGCUGCUGCACAGCUCCGUCAAAACUCUGUGUGGCGACCCCCUGUCUGGUGGCCCCACCCUGACCCAGGCUCGCCACAGGGCCCACCUGCAGCAGUGCGUGGCGGCUCUGGCUCAGUACAGAAUGUACCGGGACGCCGACCUCGCUCUGGCAGCCGAAGGCGUCCGGUUGGCUCUCACCAGCCUGGGACGGAUCACUGGCCGAGUCGGGGCCGAGGAGAUCCUGGACAUCAUCUUCAAAGAUUUCUGCAUCGGAAAAUAGUCCGAUGAGAUGUGGUGAUAAUCGCCUGCUCGGAGAGGAAAGCUGGGCUCUCGUGCCGUCCCAGUUGGACCAGUAAAGACAACGAGACAAAGGGGCAAGACCUCGGCUUCGUGCCAGACUGAAGAGAAUAAAACUUGUGUUGUUGGCUGCAGAAAAUGCCUCUUCUCCCCAGACACAAACAUGUUUGUUUUCUCUCUGCCUUUUUUUAAUGGACUGAAAUAGUUCCAGCGUGAUGACAGGUGCCUCAGAGGCCCUGUGUGCCGGGCCAGUGUUUGGCUCGUCUUGAGUCGUAAUUUAAAAAUAGAUUUUCAGGCCCUUUGAUAUGUGAACACAUGUAUUAGGCUCCAGGGUCACAACACAGCAGCCAAGAAGAUUUAAAGUGAAGCCAGCUGCAGACUUCUGAAGGUCACUCCCUCGAUGAUUGGAUGUUUACCUGCUCUGCAGGACAAUGAUGGAUUUGUUUGGGGAGCAGAUAUCGUUUCAGCUGAGUGUGUGUGUUUGAUGAGAAAUUGAAUUUGCCAUUUGUUGUAUAAUAUGAAAUAUUUAACCAUUUAAUUGGUGAAUCUUCAUACAUAAUAAAUAUCCCAGUGGAUCCUGGAUGUUUAAA